AUGUGAAUGGCGCUAUCAGCACCUGCAGCCCUACGGCCUGAACACUGGGUUCAUCUUCCCCCACCCCCGACCCACUUUAUUUUCUGAGAACGUCAAAUAAAUAAAUGAAGAAGGUGGGGGAAAAAGCAGAGGAAGCCAGCAGCAGGCAGGGGACCAUUCUCUAAGCUUGCAAAAUGUCAUCCAUCAAGCAUCUUGUCUAUGCAGUUAUCCAUUUCUUGCGGGAACAAAGCCAGAUAGAUACUUACACUUCAGAUGAACAAGAAAGCUUGGAAGUUGCGAUUCAGUGCUUAGAGACAGUUUUCAAGAUCAGCCCAGAAGAUACUCACCUUGCUGUACCACAGCCGCUGACAGAAAUGUUCACAAACUCCUUCUGUAAGAAUGACAUUUUGCCGCUUUCAAAUUCUUUGCCUGAAGAUGUGGGGAAAGCAGAUCAAUUGAAGGAUGAAGGUAAUAACCACAUGAAGGAGGAAAACUAUGGUGCUGCAGUGGACUGCUAUACACAGGCCAUAGAACUGGAUCCAAAUAAUGCAGUUUAUUAUUGCAACAGGGCUGCUGCCCAAAGCAAACUAGGUCACUACAUGGAUGCAAUAAAGGAUUGUGAGAGAGCGAUAGAAAUCGAUUCCAAGUACAGCAAGGCCUAUGGGAGAAUGGGGCUGGCCCUCACUGCCAUGAAUAAAUAUGAAGAAGCAAUUACAAGUUAUCAAAAAGCAUUGGAUCUUGACCCAGAAAAUGAUUCUUAUAAGUCUAACUUGAAAAUAGCAGAACAGAAAUUGAGGGAGGUGGCCAGUCCCACUGGAACAGGACUGAGCUUUGACAUGGCUAGUUUGAUCAACAAUCCAGCCUUCAUUAGCAUGGCAGCGAGUUUAAUGCAGAAUCCUCAAGUUCAACAACUCAUGUCAGGAAUGAUGACAAAUGCCAUUGGGGGUCCUGCUGCUGGGGUUGGAGGCCUGACUGAUCUGUCCAGCCUCAUCCAAGCGGGACAGCAGUUUGCUCAGCAGAUACAGCAGCAGAAUCCUGAGCUCAUUGAGCAGCUGAGAAAUCAUGUCCGGAGUAGAUCCUUCAGCAGCAGCACUGAAGAGCACUCCUGACUUGAUGGGAGACUCAUCUCCUAGAACUACAAUGUGAAUGGUUUUAUAGGCCUGACAUGUUUACUGUAGUUAGCUGGGGGGUGGGAGGGGGGGAGGAGAAAGAAAGGGCACCAUUUUAACUCUGCUGCUUGGAAAUGAGAUGAAAAGAAAACCCUUGGUGUGUUUCUUUAAGAAUAAAUCUGUUUAGAAAAUAGAUUUACCACUCACAGACUUGAACAUAUCAUUGUACGUAGAGUGAUUCCUUUGUAAAUGAAUAUUUAAUAGCCUUGUUAACUAGGAUACCAACAUAAUAGUUGACAAGAUUCUAUUUUCAGUCUCUGUCUUGUGUAUUAGUAUUGUGUCAGGGCCUCUUCACAGAAGGAAACAUUAACUGAACACUAGGGCUGUUUGGUGGUAAGGAUUGGCUCAGAAUCCCUUUAAGAUACCUGUUGGGGCAAAGUGGGGAAAGGUUUUUCAGUGCCACCUUAUUCAUUUGAAGUUCAAGCCAGGCAUCUUUGCUCUGUGUCUCAGAAGCACUGUCUUUGCACCUGAGCAGCACAGAGCCAGGGCUCACAUAGCUCGCCCUCACUCUUGGCGGGUUCCAAUCUGACAUUGCUCAGAUCUGACGAUCCAGACUAUAGUUACCAGUGUCAGCUAAUUUAGCAUUGCUCAUGGUAAUGGGUGAGAAGAAAACUAGAAGCUGGUGAAAAGGAAAGCAUGGAGGAGCAGAAGAUAAUUAAUUUAGAGGGCAAAAAACAAGGUCGAGGAGCCAGGGGUGAGGUGUGGCGGGUUAGAAUGGAGAUUGAGAGAAAGGAGGGAGAUGCAGAGAAUGAAAUUGGGGAUGGGAUGCCUAGAUUUUCUACACAACAGCCCUCAGAGAGUCUUACCCACAGUGUGGUACUGGUAGGAUUUGCAUGGCCAGCUGUGUUCUGUAUAAAUAUGCAUACAUAUGCAUAUAUAUGAAUGUGCAUAAUGAAAUAUGCUUAGAAAUCUUUUGUGGUGAUACAUAAGUCAGCUAUAUAAUGUUAUCAUUUAACUAGCUCAAUUUUACCACUGGAAACCUCACCACAGGCAAAAAACAAAACAAAACUUAACGUGGGUCAUUAUAUACAUUAGGUUCAAAUAAAUCAAUGGCUUGGACUUGAGGGUUUUCUAAGUGCAUUUAAUUAUGUUCUAAUAAACAUUGUUUUUUUGAUCUUGGCAAUUUUA
This is a messenger RNA of Phascolarctos cinereus (koala), 2276 nucleotides long. NCBI's taxonomy places the organism in Eukaryota, Metazoa, Chordata, Mammalia, Diprotodontia, Phascolarctidae. The record is from RefSeq and is a predicted model, not a curated record.